Messenger RNA from Exophiala dermatitidis NIH/UT8656, 1257 nucleotides. RefSeq lists its product as uncharacterized. Gene Ontology annotation, molecular function: SNAP receptor activity. Lineage: Eukaryota; Fungi; Ascomycota; Eurotiomycetes; Chaetothyriales; Herpotrichiellaceae. The record is from RefSeq and is a predicted model, not a curated record. Gene Ontology annotation, cellular component: SNARE complex; endoplasmic reticulum. Gene Ontology annotation, biological process: retrograde vesicle-mediated transport, Golgi to endoplasmic reticulum. Bases 1 to 1257 code for a protein of 418 amino acids. The transcript has a single exon.
AUGUCUUUGACUUCAGCAUUACGUCCUGUAGGGCUCCCGUUUGGGCCAGCGGGCGGCUACAGCUUGAAACGAGAGCAGACUACAGCAGGUCACUUGAACGACAACUCGAACGUGAAGCAGCAGCAGCAGCAGCAGCAGCAUCAGCAUCAGCCUCGGUCUUUCCAACACGAAGUGGACUAUCUGAACCUCCAUCGGACGCUCAUACGGCUGCAGCACCUCAUUCUUCUCACUCCGUCCCUUUCCUCUUCGGCUUCCUCUUCUUCCGAGAACGCCAGCAGUCUCACUGCGCUGCAACGACAGAUCCAGGCCGAACUAUGGUCACCGCUUCCAUACUACCGCAACAAAUGGCUCCACAGCAUUGAAGGAGCACGAACGGUGCUUUUGCAGUUGGAGCGGAAGGCACAGAAUCUCCGUGUACAAAGAGCAAAAUAUGAUGCCGCGAAAGACCUUGCGGAAAAGAGGGCUAUUAUAAAGAAGUUGAGGAACCGGGUAGAGGAGAUUGGUCGGGAGGUGGAGCGGGAGAUGGGCAAUAAAGACGGCAACAAAGACUUGCAAGGGCCAUUGAAGUUAGGGAUUGGCGAUGAGAUUGGCCUGGUCCAUGAGGAGACGCUAUAUGAUGUGUUGAAAAGGCAACAGUCGCCUUUGGACAAUGGUGACAUCGAGACGAUGGAAACGGCCCAGAAGGAGCCGGUCCAGGACGAGACCGAGGAUCACAACCGCACUCUACGACGGAAAGAUGGCGAUACGUUGCGAGAUGGACGGCCUGUAAGCCAAGUGGAAGGGGAGCGAGAUGGCUACAAGGUCGAGUCUAAGGCCCGAGACACACGAGGAGAACUGUUCGCUUCUACUUCUGAAAUGCGGCACAGAGGAGGAAAAGGUCAGCAGGAGACGAAGUCAGAGAGUGCGUCGACAAGUGGCUUUUCAAACCUUCAGUCGACGGAGCGGUCGUUACUGGAUUCUUCACGAGUGCAAGAAGAUAUCACCACCUCUCUCGUCAAAAUGGCCGCGCAAUUGAAACAGCAGAGCAGGGCAAUGCAGUUCUCGUUGGAGCAGGACAAAGGAAUCCUAGGUCGGGCAUUGCAAGGCUUGGACCUGAGUGUGAGUGGCAUGGAGGCGGCGAGCAAGAACAUGGCGUUUUUGCGACGCAUGAGCGAGGAGGAGGGUUGGUUCGGCCGGCUGAAGCUGUACGCUAUGAUUUUUGCCAUGUGGAUUGUGGCCAUUCUACUAGUGUUUGUGUGUCCAAAGUUGAGGUUUUGA